GGACAUCCUUCGCGUCCAUGUCAGUGGGUUUCCAUGGUGAAAGUUGGGGUGUUCCGGUCUUUUAUACGGAGUACUCUCUUUUAGUACCCUUCCUUUUUUAAGGGUGUUCAUAUCUGUACGGACCCUAAAAUCGUCAUUUGACCGUUCGGAGACUGUGUUUUGGAUUUCCGCAGACGGUUGAAUUCCACCUAUCCUCAGGUUCGGAUUUGUUCGCAUAUGGAAAUCAUUAUAAUGCUGUCAAGCCAUGGCUGGAAAUGUCGACUUCAACGCCUUGAAGGCUCGUGCAAUUGAGUCCGGCCUCGACGAAGAAGCCGUGACUGUGAAUACCCGUGCUUUGAUAGACAAGGUAUUGGCCAGAUACUCGGGAGAAUGGACCGUUUUGCGGGAGCUCCUUCAAAACGCCGCGGAUGCCUCGGCCACGCAAGUUAUCAUUAAGCUAGAAACCCUUCCCUCGACCGCCGUGCCAAUCCCACCCACGGACGAUGCAGCUGCUUCCAUAAAACAUGUUAUAUCCCAUCAUACUGUCAAGAGCUUAAUUCUCAAAAAUAACGGUAUUCCUUUUAGUGCUAACGAUUGGUCUCGAUUAAAGCGGAUCGCUGAAGGAAACCCCGACGAAACAAAGAUCGGAGCCUUCGGGGUUGGCUUCUACAGUGUAUUCUCUGAGUGUGAAGAGCCAUUUGUGUCCUCAGGGAAAGAAGCCAUAGCCUUUUACUGGAAAGAAAAUGCUCUGUUCACACGUCGUCUGCAGCUUCAAGAUCAGGAUUGCUCCCCAGACACAACGUUUGUUCUGGAUUACCGUAAUACUACUUCUCCAAUACCCGCUCUUCUGCCAUUAUGCCAGUUUCUUGCGAGUAGUUUGACCUUUAUUGGUCUCCAGGCAAUCGAGCUUUGGCUAGACGGUUGGAACCUGUUGAAACUGUCCAAAAAGAUUGCACCCGGUCUUUCCGUCAACAUACCAAGGGAUGUCCAGACGAAAACUUCCGAAGGCCUGAUGAAGGUUCAAGGUGUCACACGGGAAGUUGUCCAGCUUGAUGCUAGCUGGAUGCCCGCUGUUGAAUGGAAAUCGCCUACAAAUUCCUCUAGGUUUGAAGGAACCCGAGGGGAUGAUAACACAAGUUCUCUUCGAAGCUUUUUUUCCCGUCUAACCCGAUCUGCCGGUGGAAAGCUAGCUGACAACACAGCGGACAACGGCAAGCCUUCCCAGGCCCCUAUUCCUGAAAACCUCACCUUGUUCACGUCAUCUUCGGUGUUUUUACACAUUAACACCGCGAAAAUACAAACGUCCGUUGGCCAUUCUUUUGGACAGGAAUUGCUCCGGGCAACGAAAAAGCCGGCCCCAAAGUUCACCUCCCUCGCGGUCUUAACCUCUUCAUUCGCUUCUAUGCAGCUCUCCGACGAGUCAGGGACGUCUAAUACAAAAUCAAUAUUCGCCACAGUCCUGCCCUCUAAGUCUGGCAGGGUUUAUAUUGGAUUUCCAACCCACCAAACCACUGGUAUGGGCGCUCAUAUAUCGGCCCCUUCCAUCAUCCCCACAGUUGAACGGGAGAGCAUUGACCUUAAUGCGCGCUGGGUGCGCACGUGGAAUACAGAGCUUUUGCGUGCAUCUGGCAUUGUAUGUAGGAUUGCCUGGGCGGCAGAAAUGGCUACCAUUAAAGAUCGGAUUGCCUCUCUGGCAUCACGAUCAGGGCGGACCACACCGCAGAUGGACGAUAUUGUUCCAGUAGUUCCAGAGGCUGCACAUAUAUCCAAUCAAUUUGUAUUCCACCAGUCUACCCCAGCCACUCAAGUCGCACAGGUCAUUGAAAAUUCGUUCUGGACAUGCAGCCAAAACGGAUAUCUUGAGGUGCUCUCCACUUGUGGCGUUCUUCCAACUCACAAAAUUCGUCUUGCACCAAAAGAUCUAAGCUUUAUGGACUCAAUACCUGUUAUUCCUGAUUCUCUGAUGGAUCAGUCUAAGGGGUUCAUAUCCAGAAUAAUUGACUUUGGGCUUAUUACCGACAUCACGGUCUCUGAUAUUAAAAGGGAACUCGAGUCAAAGCCUCUAAGUGCCAAACAGCUCAGUGAAUUUCUUUCCUGGCUUGUAGAGAAGGCAGUUAAUCAUGAAUUUGACCGAGCCACCAUUAACGCCUUGCUAAGUGUUGUGGUAGCAAACGACGAAUUAGACGGGGUACCUAGUGGUAUUCUGGUCCUGAGAGAUAUCUCAAGCUUUCUUAAUCCAUCUCGAAUUCCCGCAGAUCUACCGAUCCCUUCGUCGGUCAUGCCUUUUAAGUAUACCAAAAACCUUCAGGCGAAUCAGCUGAGCUCACUUGGUUGGUAUGAGCUGCAAAUAGAUUCUUGGGUCCGUUGGUUGGUUGAAAGCGAUCUGAGUUCUUCUCUACCUCUAGAGCAGUGCAUAACGCGGACACCAUCAUUCUCGGCUCGAAUUUUGCCUAUUGUCUCCAAGCAAUGGGACGGUCUAUCCCCACAAUCGAAAACGGCUAUUAGCAAUUUACUUCAGCAGCAUGCUGUUGUUCCAACCAGAUCAGGAAUGAGGAAGCCUCCCGAGGCAUAUUUUCCUUCUGUGCGCUUAUUCGAGGACCUACCCGUGGUUCAUGGGCUGAACAACGUCAAGGAAAAAUUUUUGGUGGGCCUUGGAGUCCGGAAAACUGUCGACCUUAACGUGAUUUUUGAGCGGCUUCUCGGUGCUUCCACCGACACCAAGGAGGACAAGGUGAACCGGCCACGGUGGAGUCAUGUUGAACUUAUUAAAUACCUCACUACUGUUCGCAGUGACAUACCAAAAGGCGAUAUUGCAAAGCUGAAGCAAGUGAGGUUUUGCACGGCUGAGGCGAAUGGAGCUACCGCAAUGUCCGACAAACGAUACAGAGUGUGCGAGCUUUUUGAACCCAAGCAGUCACUGAGGGAUCUAGACAUGCCCUUGUUGUACUGGCCUGGACCAUAUCCGUCUGGGAGUGCAGAAGCACAAUUUUUGACACUGCUAGGUCUCAGGAGCUAUCCUUCUGCCCCGGAGCUAGUUCAAUUGAUUGCACAAGCCGCCUCUGAGAGGAAUAUUCACUUGAGAGACAAAGCCCUGGCCUAUUUCAUCAGCACUCAUGUUAUAAAUGGGUAUGGAGAUUUUGACUAUGCAAAAGUUACUCUUCCCUUCCUUCCGCUCGAGGAUGGGACGCAUGGCGCUCCAAGCCAGUGUUUUACGGAUAGGGGAGCAUUGUUGUUCGGUUUUAAACUGCUCAGGAGAGACCUCGAAGCUCACGCCUCAAAAUUUGGGGUGAAACAGCAUCCUCCAAUUAAUGACUGUUUGAACAUCUUGGUUCGAGAGCCUCCUAAGUCGGCAAGCCAGGCCAAAGAGCUUUUCCAAUAUUUUGCCAAGCGCCUUGCUGAAAUCAACUCUUCCACCGCAGACCGCAUCGGUCGAGCUGCAAUUGUUCCCACAAACCGCGGCCCCCAGCCUGGUCGAGGCCAUACUGAAAAGAAAUCUGCCAAUCUGAUUCACAUUGCGCCACAAGAUUGUUACCUCGGUGGCAGCGAGGAUUAUAUGGAUAUCUUUGACUUCGUGGAUUUUGGCGCCGAGGCUAACCUGUUUCUCCUUGCCUGUGGGUCGAAGAGAGAGCCUACAACGGUUGAACUGGCUAGCAUGCUUGUAAAAGACUACGCUAGAAUUGUCGAUAAACUGCAGAACCCGGAAAAGUACCUGAAAUUAUUGCGGAGCAUUGCUGACAAUAUGGAUCAAAUCAAGAGGGAUCGAAACCUCAUUAGAGACAUGAAAAAAGUGAACUUUUUAUUAGCAAGCAGGGAAUUGCCAUCCAAAACAAAAAGUGAAGGAAUUGACGACGCUCACGAGGAAGAGGAAGCUCUAGUCAGAGAGUGGCAGUUGGUCAAGGCAGCGGAUGCUGUCAUUGUCGAUGACUAUGCGAGCUUUAGUUUAUUCAAGGAGAGUGUACUCGCGGCGCCGCAGGAGGAGGCUUUAGAAGACAUGUAUGUUCAACUUGGAGCCCCAAAUUUGGGCAGCAUUGUUGUGGAAGAUGUUCGCUGUGGUUAUGCUGCUCCGGACCAACGCAAUGCGAUCAAGUUGCAGAAACAGAUACAUGAGCGAGCACGGCUUUUCUUACACGACCUUCCCAAAGAAGUAAUAAAACACGACGCAAAGUGGCUUGAAAAUCAUUUAACAGUUCAAGUUGUGCAAUCUAUAUCAUUGCGACGUUCGCUACGUGGGCGGAACACUGGCCAUGUCGAGAAACGAAGCGCAGUGGUAUCAAGAAGACAGAAUAACUCUAACCCUAUUCUCUGCAUCUCCCCGGGUGACAUCAAUUUCUAUCAGGUUAGCCAGGCCUUGGUCCAUGAGAUCUUGUUGAGGCCCAAAUUGCAUUCCACACUUACUCUCGAAAUGUUGUUAAAAACCGAUCUGCUUGAGCUUCGUGUCAGAGGCUACAACGUGGAAAGAAUCCUCCGACAGAAGGCUGCAGCCGCAAAAAUGGCGGAAAGUCAGCGACAGAUGCAAGUAGAAGAAGAUCGCAGACGGCUCGAGCAAGUUGAACAGGAGAGACAACGCAGACAAGAGCAGGAACUCAAUGAGAAUGAGAACCUCCAUCCAAUGCCUGGUGUCUUCCCUGACUUCAUUCCGAAUUUCCGGCCGAACCGGGGUGCCGACUCAUCACUGACGUCUUCUAAUAAUGACGGAGGUAUGGCAGGCUUCAUCUCAGGUCUCGGUCGCCGUUUUGGUUUGGAUGAGCUCCUUCGAGGUGGCAAUUCCGCUCCCACAGACCGAGGUUCCACCCCCAGUACACCUCCACCCCCUUAUACGCCUCAGCAGGAGAAUAAUCCAGAUAAUCCUGGGCCUCAUUCUGGAAUUUCACCUAGUAUACUGCGGCAGAACUUAACCACUGCCAUUACGCGCUGCCGUCCCCAUGGUCACUCGGCAAUUCAGAGUACGAGGCAAGUGACCCAAAUAUCAGAUGCGAAAUCAUAUUGCGAUGAACAACCUGGCCAUGACUUGGUUCAGGUUGCCAAUAUCGCUGACACCACUCUUCGAUUCUUCUUACCCCGAUCCUCCGAACAGCUCUCCACCUUCUACAAGACACAUGAAGCUGCUCUAAUUCAUUUUGCCUCAAUUCUGAUGGACUGUGCUAGCAUUUUUGGGCUUCGAAAGGAUAGCAUCAGUGUUUUUUGCGAACCGAAUGGCAAGACCAUCGCUUUUAACCACCAAGGAAGCAUCUUUUGCAACUUCCACUACUUCCAAAAUUUACAUUUGGCCAAAGUAACAGAAGGCAGUCGAGCUGACACGUUGGUGUAUUGGUGGACAAUAUUUUGUCACGAACUAGCUCAUAAUAUUGUGGAACUUCACAAUUCUGAGCACAGUUACUAUACGUAA
Coccidioides posadasii C735 delta SOWgp is the source of this 5365-nucleotide messenger RNA. RefSeq lists its product as uncharacterized. NCBI's taxonomy places the organism in Eukaryota, Fungi, Ascomycota, Eurotiomycetes, Onygenales, Onygenaceae. The record is from RefSeq and is a predicted model, not a curated record.